GCGGGGCAGUGGCUCUGCGUGGUGAGGGCGGAUGGAGUCGGCAGCGCUCUGAGCCGUGCGGCCGUCGCUGCCUGGCACCCGGGGCGCGCCCUGACCCUUUCUCUUUGGCUAGACUCGAGGGCGCGCGCACGGCCAGCGUCCCGGGCGUCCACCCGGCCGGCCACCGCUUCCCGGGCGUGCGUCCGCCGGGACCCCAAGCGCGGGCUCGCGAGGAGCUGCAGCGCCCGAAGACGUGGGCGCGGCCCCGGGUCCUCCGCGUCCGAGCGGCGGUCUAUAGUGAAGCAUUCUGACUAACUGCCGAAGAGAGCCGUGGUAGACUGUCUGUCUAGCUGGGGCUGUGCUGAACUCAUCCUGCAGUACACUGAGUACAGCUGUGCUUAGUCCUCCUAGGCUUCUCCUACUCCACUCCCCACAAAGAUAAAGAAAUUGAGGCCCAGAGACAUUCAGGAUACUCUUUUAAGGAAUUAUUGAAGAUGAAGGGUUUUUGCUUUUGAUUUUGUGUGUUUUUAGUGGCUUUACCGAGUCUUAAACAGAACGCAGUCUGACAUGACGGCAGAGCAUGUUGGUUUGACUUCCACAAGUGCAGAACUGAGAGGAUUUAUAGAUCAGAAUCUCAGUCCAACAAAAGAAAGUCAGUCCUGUGGGAAGAAUUAUACAAUGUCAGGUAACAUUUCACUUGUUGCAUUUCCAGUUUCCAGCACCAACUCACCAACAAAGAUUUUACCAAAAACCUUAGGACCAAUAAAUGUGAAUGUUGGACCCCAAAUGAUCAUAAGCACUCCACAGAGACUAACCAGUUCAGGAAGUGUUCUGAUUGGGAGUCCAUAUACCCCUGCACCAGCAAUGGUCACUCAGACACACAUAGCAGAAACUCCUGGCUGGGUCCCUGGUGAUAGAAAACGGGCUAGAGAAUUUAUAGACUCUGACUUUUCAGAAAGUAAACGAAGCAAAAAAGGAGAUAAAAAUGGAAAAGGCUUGAGGCAUUUUUCAAUGAAGGUGUGUGAGAAAGUUCAGCGGAAGGGCACCACGUCAUAUAAUGAGGUCGCUGAUGAGCUGGUGUCAGAGCUCACCAGCUCAGAUGACCACCUGCCCGCUGACUCGGCUUACGAACAGAAGAACAUCCGGCGCCGUGUCUACGAUGCCCUGAACGUGCUCAUGGCCAUGAAUAUCAUCUCCAAGGAGAAGAAGGAGAUCAGGUGGAUCGGCCUGCCUAGCAACUCGGCCCAGGAGUGCCAGGACCUGGAGGUAGAGAAGCAGAGGCGGAUAGAGCGGAUAAAGCAGAAGCGUGCCCAGCUGCAAGAGCUGCUCCUGCAGCAAAUUGCUUUCAAGAACCUGGUACAGAGAAAUCGGCAGAAUGAGCAGCAAAACCAGGGCCCUCCAGCUCUGAACUCCACCAUCCAGCUACCAUUCAUCAUCAUCAACACCAGCAGAAAGACUGUCAUCGACUGCAGCAUCUCUAGUGACAAGUUUGAGUACCUUUUUAAUUUUGACAACACCUUUGAGAUCCAUGACGACAUUGAAGUGCUGAAGCGGAUGGGAAUGUCCUUUGGUCUGGAGUCCGGCAAAUGUUCCCUGGAGGACCUGCAGCUGGCUAAGUCGCUGGUGCCAAAGGCUUUAGAAGGCUACAUCACAGAUAUCUCCACAGGACCUUCUUGGUUAAAUCAGGGACUACUUUUGAACUCUACCCAGUCAGUUUCAAGUUCAGAUCUGACCACCGGUGCCACCUCACCACAGUCAAGUGUAAACCAGGGGUUGAGCUUGGAUGCUGAAGUGGCCUUAGCAACGGGGCAGCUCCUUGCCCCAAACAGUCACCAGUCCAGCAGUGCGGCCUCCCACUGCUCCGAGUCCCGAGGCGAGACCCCCUGCUCGUUCAACGAGGAAGACGAGGAAGAUGACGAGGGGUCCUCCUCCCCAGAAUAAAGACGGGAGAAAACUCACGCCUUCAUAGAUACUCAUGUGUGUUCUUAGUGUGAGCUCUUGUUUUUGAAACGAUUGCUUCAGUCUUGCCUUUGUUUGCACUGUGUGUUCCAUGAAAACUGGAGAAGCACAAAUUACACGAAGGCCAAGGUGAUUGAAGUGAAAGUUAAUGUAGCGUGAAUGAAAGCUGCCCAGCAGAGUGGGAGAGCCCAUCGCAAACAAAGCAUGUGUUCUGAGGAGGCAGGGGGAGUAAUCCCUGAAGAAUUGCUGGUGUGGAUGAAGCUCGUUUAUUUCCCAUGAGUGGGACCUUUGCCUUCUCCACACCCACGUCAUCAUUGUAGCACCAAGACUGCUCCAAGGAGCAGCAGGGAUGCUGGGCUGCCUUUCCCCAGGCAGUGAACAGGAACGUGCCCAGUGGGGGUGGGCAGAGGGGUGAGGGAGCAUGGGUUAGCUGCUGAAGUAGUUGGGAGCCUAGUUGAGAUGCUUUACGCAUCUGCUGCCUUAGAUAGCUUCUAGGAAGGAGCAAGUGCUAACUCUUACGUCCUUACGUGACAUUUAGAAUAAUUUAUAGCGAGACUGGAAUGGCCGUGAUUAGCUAGUGCAUUGGUGCAUGGAAUUUCCUAGGGCUCCUUCUGAGAACCAAGAUAGCAUAGCAUUUCCAUGUGCCAGCAUUCUAGAUCCAGAGUCCUGCUGAGAGGAAAGGAAGCUGUACCUGUGUGUGCCUCACACAGCUUUUCCAUUUAGAGUGAAACAAGCAAAUUCCUUUGGCCAGUUGCCUGCCCACAGCUCUCUGCAAUAACUGUCUGAUCUAGUGUGCAGUUUGUGAAAAUGAACCAUGUGUCAUUAGUUUUGUCUUGAAAGAAAAGUUGAUUUCAAGAAUAUGAACAGCAAUGUUUCCUUGUACAUUGUUACCUUUUUUCACAUUUUAAUUAAUCAAAAUGACCUUAUUAGAUUUAUUCCUGGGUAAAUUGUAUUUCAAACUAAUCUGAUAUUCCAUGUUCCUGUGGAAAGCCUUGAACAGCCCCGUUGACUGGAUAAGUAGUAGUGCAGUGUGUAGCCCAUGAUUUCAAAGCCAAAGAUGUCCUUGGAGUUGCUGCACUGACAUGUCCCUGGCGCUGCUCCUCUUAUGGAGGACUGAGUGGACAUCCACUACCAGAACCACCAGCGUAGAUCCAGGUCAAGUCCUUGGAAGGAGCGUAGAGUCACAGAGAGGCAGAAUGAACUGUAAAACCUUGACCCCAGUUCUCAGGGUUUGUCCUGAGCUGUAUGUCUGGCCUAUGGACCUGGCACCAAGCUGGUCCAGACUGGCUCUUCUCUGAGUCUCUAGGCAGGUGCAGGCUCUAUCCCGACAUGCUUUCCUGCUCACAGUGAGCUGGAUGGGCAGGUUUGGCUGGCUUCAAUUGUUUAUUAAGGCCAUAAACAUAAACAUGAACAUAAAAAUUCAGCUUGGGCUUCUCGGAGGACAGAGCUGUCAUUCUGUCAGGAUGAAGCCAUAGAGCAGGCCAAGUGUCCAAGGGGCAGGCAGGUGACAGAUUUCAGGGAAUUCUGGGCAUGAGCUCUCAAGCACAUCUCUCAGGCUGUUAGAGGGAGUUGUCAGAGUCUGGUCUAGGCUGCAGCGGUUCUGAGGCCCACUGUGGGAGCUUUUUUCCUGCUGGAAAACUGUUGCCUCAUACACCAGGUAAAGUGGGAUUUCCUUCCCAACCGUCCUGAAAGGGGCCAUUGCCUCCUUUUCUGGCCUCAACCCUUGUCUGUACUUGAAGGGGGCUCAGCAGGGACCUGCAGAGGCCACAGGUCCCUAGAGACAUUUCAGAAUUUAGGACAUGAAUUAUACCCAUUCCUUUACCUAGUAGCAAAAUCCUUGCUGGAGUUCUUAGAAAAGUUCCUUCUCUUUCCUCUGUUUCUGUUAUAGUGCUUUAAGCGGAUAAAACGUGGUAGUGCCUCACCAUGACCGUCUUAGUCAUCCCCGCCUGGUGUUGGCAGGAGUAGCCCUAUUCCUUGGCGGUGUUUGGUUUACAGCUGAGAUGUCUGUCAGACGGACAGUGGUCACUGGGACAUGUUACCGGUCUCAAAGCUUACCUGGAGGACACAGGUGAGGUGUCGAGACGAGUUGUACUUGUCUCCCACAUCUCCUCUGCGCCCAGCGUUCGCUGUGUCACAAUUCCAUGCAGAAAUGAAAGUGAAAAAAUGGGAGAAGGGCUGGCGGGAGUGGCUCAAGCAGUAGAGCCCUGCCUGGCAAGCUUGAGGCCCUGAGUUCAAGCACCAGUGCCGCCCAAAAAAAAUGGGGAAACUGGUCACAACGCCCAUGCUUUUGUGGAGUGGCUCACAGGGCUAUGUACACGCACAGCACCCUUGGGGUGGGAGGCUGGUCACGCUCUGCUUUUUUGGGAGUUCAGUAGCCUGCACCCCUCGAGGGUCUGUUUGGCUGCUUCCCGGUCUGUGUGGCACCAUCAUAAGUUCCUGCUCCACUGAGCAUGUGCGCAGCUGGUGCGGCCUGCAAACUUGACCCUCUCAGGAAGAGCGGCACCACCAGGGUGAUGGCAGUGUGCAGGCCCUUGGUGCCCACCAGGCUUCCUUUCACCCCUACUCACUGGACGUCUCCCUCGUCCGUGCUCUCCAUUCAUGUAGCGGAAAGCGGAGCAAAGGAGGCUGUCAGCUGUCAUGGCGGCUCUCACCUCUACACAGUGCCUGCUGCCUGGGUAAACGAGGCAUGGAGCCACCAUGUGUCCUUUGAAGUUUGAUUCUUUAAAAUGUGUU
Messenger RNA from Castor canadensis (American beaver), 4671 nucleotides. RefSeq names its product transcription factor Dp-2 (gene Tfdp2). Gene Ontology annotation, molecular function: DNA-binding transcription factor activity, RNA polymerase II-specific; RNA polymerase II transcription regulatory region sequence-specific DNA binding. NCBI's taxonomy places the organism in Eukaryota, Metazoa, Chordata, Mammalia, Rodentia, Castoridae. The record is from RefSeq and is a predicted model, not a curated record. Gene Ontology annotation, biological process: regulation of cell cycle; regulation of transcription by RNA polymerase II. Gene Ontology annotation, cellular component: transcription regulator complex; nucleus.